AUGGCAGAAAAUGGGCGAAAAAUUUUAUUAGCAGUGGAUGAAGGAGAUGAAAGCAUGUACGCACUCACAUGGUGUCUCAAAAAUGUUAUUAGUGAGAAUUCCAAAGAUACCCUUAUCCUCUGCUACGCCAAACCACCUCGUGCUGUCCACACAGCCAUGGAGGGUACAGUGUGGGCAUUUUCUCCGGAUGUAAUGGAGAGCCUUGAGAGGUACAGCAAUGAUGUGGCUCAGUGCGUGAUUGAGAAGGCGAAAAGAGCUUGCAAGCACUUGAAUGAUGUUAAAGUGGAGACAGUGGUGGAGCAUGGAGAUCCAAGGGACAUGAUUUGUGAGGUGGCUGAGAAAUUGAAAGUGGAUCUUUUAGUGAUGGGAAGUCAUGGUUAUGGUCUCAUUAAAAGGGCAUUUCUUGGAAGUGUGAGCAACCACUGUGCGCAGAACGCGAAAUGUCCAGUUUUAAUAGUGAAGAAACCCAAACCAAAGGGCGGCAAUGGCAAACACUAA
This is a messenger RNA of Fraxinus pennsylvanica, 498 nucleotides long. Lineage: Eukaryota; Viridiplantae; Streptophyta; Magnoliopsida; Lamiales; Oleaceae. The record is from the annotation of a GenBank genome assembly.